Messenger RNA from Paramecium primaurelia, 3674 nucleotides. Lineage: Eukaryota; Ciliophora; Oligohymenophorea; Peniculida; Parameciidae. The record is from the annotation of a GenBank genome assembly.
AUGAUAUAUAAAAAUUAAAAACAAGAAGAGGACUAAUUAUAUCCAUCUAAUUACAUAGGGAAAUUUUUAUGUAAAUUUUAAACAGAUGAAGGAUUUGCAAAAAGAAAUAAUCCAAAAUAAAAAUAUAAGAUAAACAUUCUAUCAAUUCCAUUAUAAAAAAUUAAGGAUUUAAAAUUUCAUCAAAAAAGAUUAUUUGUAAUAGGAGGAGGAACUCUACAAGAGAAUAGAACUUUAUUAUGCAAAGUAAAAAAAGGAGAUGAAGAAAUUUAUAAACUUUAUAAUAAAUAUGGGUAUAUUGAACAUGUUUUUGAUGAAUUAUGGUAUUUCUUAAUCAAUGCUGGCUAUGUUAAAUUAAGAGUAAAUUUUGUUGACUUUGUUGUUGAAAAUAAAACUAUAACAUUAACAGAAAUUCAAGUAUUCUUUACAGAAUAAGCAAUAAAUGACAAUUAUGAACUGAAAAUUUUAAGGUAUAAUAGAAAAAAUGGAAUAAAAAAAGGUAUGCCAAAAUAUGAAAAAUACUAAUAAUAAUAAUUAUUUCAUUAAGAAGAAAUCAAAAUGGAAUAUUAAAGAUUUGCUAGACUUUCUUUAUUACUUAUGUUUGACUUUAUGAACAUUUAAGUUGAAACUCCAGCACUUGUUAAAUCAGAUAAGUAAUUUAAAAUAUUUUUUACAUAAUAUUGUUAUUUUCAUGAGAGAUACAAAUAAUAACCUAUAAAUUAAUUAAUGAAGUCUUAUCAUAGACCAAUUAUUGAGAAUCACAAUUACUUUAAUACUUAUAUUAAUAAUAAACAUUUUUAUAAUAAAUUAUUUCCUUAAGAUUUGAUUAGAAAAUUGGCAUUAUAAAAAUAAGGAGGUUUUAAAUAUAUAUCAAAUAAUUAACCAUAUAAACCUAAAAUUGAAAAGAUUCAUCCUCUUUUUCAUAUUUAAUUUUAACGUGUUGCAGUUGCAUUUUAUGAAGCAAUUCUUAGUUUUAUUAGAAGAUCAAUGAGUUCAGUUGUUAAAUAAUAAUAACCAACAUAUUCAGAUUAUGUUCUCAAAACAAUAUUUUUAUCAACAGUUCCAUUAAAAAAUAAUUAUUUAAAUGAUGCUUUAUAUUAAUAAUAACAUUAAAACUUUAUUGAUGAAAGAGAAAAUUUUACUAAUAAUUUAAAUGAAGAUAGUGGAAUAGAAUUAUUGAGUGAUGAAAAAAUAAGGAUUUAUGAAGAUUCUAAAAAUCAAAUUUUAGAUUAUUUUUAUGUUGAUUAUGUUGUACAAGUAGAUAAAACAUAAAAAAAUCAUUCAAAUUUAUUAAAUUAAUAACAAGAAUCUUAUUUUGAAGAAACAAAACUUCAAUAAAAAAAAUAAAAUGAAGAUAUUUUAUAAUAAGAUUUAAAUAAUAUAUUUGUUUGCAAUACUUAAUUGUAAGAAUACAAUACACCUAAGUAAAUGUUAUCAUAAUUAAAAUAACAUUAAAAAUAAGCAUUAUAUUGGAUGCUUUUGAGAGAAGGUCAUAUAAGUGAAUCAAAUAAAGAUUAAAAAUAAAAAUUAUCACCUUUAUGGUAAUAACUCAGACUUAUAAAUGGUGAUACACUUUAUGUAAAUACAUUUACAGGAAAGAUUUCUAAAGAAUUUAUACCAGUUUAAGAAACUAAAGGUGGAAUAUUAGCAGAUGAAAUGGGAUUAGGUAAGACAAUUAUGGCAUUAGCAUUGAUAUUGGAAACUCAUAAAAAAGGUUAAUAAACAUUAAUAGUAGUUCCAAAAUCUGUAUUAUUAUAAUGGGAAAAAGAAAUUUAAACUCAUUCUAAACCUAGAAGUCUUUAAGUAUUAGUAUAUUAUAAAUAAUAAUCUCGAAGUUAGAAAAUCAAAUUAAAAGAUUAUGAUAUAAUUUUAACAACUUAUGCUAUUUUGGCAUCUGAUUAUUCAAUAUGGACAUAAAUAAAUGAAAUUGAAUCAGAAUAAUCAGAAUAAAAAUAAGAAUAAUAAGAAUAAGAAGAAUAAAAAUAAAAAUAAUAAAAAUAAUAAUAAUAAUAAUAAAAAUAAUCAUAAAAACUUAAAUAAUAAAAUUUUUAGGAAGAAGAUUAGUCUUUUUCUAGUGAUUCUAUGUCUGAUGAAUCAAUUUCAUAUUCUAUAAGCAAUACAAAAAUAUCAGAGGAAUAGAAAGAAGAAGUUAAAAAUUAAUAAAAAAAGAAAAAAUUAACUAAGAAAUAAUUAGAAAAAGCAAAAAAAGAAAAUAAUUUGUUUAAAUAAAAUUAUUAUAGAGUUAUUUUGGAUGAAGCUCAUAAUAUAAAAACUAGAUCUACACUAUAAACUAGAAGUGCUAUAUCUUUAUAAAGUCAAUUUAGAUGGUGUUUAACAGGAACACCUAUGUAGAAUAAACAUGAUGAUUUAUUCAGUCUACUUUAAUUUUUAUAAGUAGAAACAUUUUCAGAAUAGUAAAAUAUAAUAUUUAUUAUUUAGUUUUUGGUGGAAUACAUAUGUAAAUAAAGAAGAAAAUGAAGAUGAUCAAUAAAGAAUUUUAGCUUAAAUACUAUAACCCAUAAUAUUAAGAAGAACAAAGAAUUCAUAAUAAUUUGAAGGUUUAUAAUAAGUAGUUGAGACUAUUCAUUGGGUUGAAUUGGAUUAAAAAGAGAAAAUGCUUUAUAAAAAGUUAUUAUCUGGUUCAUAAAAUCUAUUCAAAAAUUAUGUGAAGAAUACUGCAAAUCAAAGUUAUGUUCAUAUUUUUUAGAUAAUUAAUAAACUAAGAGUAGCAUGUAAUCAUCCAUAAUUGGCUCUUAAAGAUAUUAAUUUAUAAUAAACACCUUUAGAAAUGGUUUUAGAGAGAAUAGAUAAAUUUUUUUUAGAAAAAACUCAUAAUGGAAAUAAAAUAACAGAAGAAUAUAAAUAAAAUUUAAUAGAAAAUAUAAAAAAUGGAAGUAUUACAGAAUGUUUAAUAUGCACUAAAAAUUAAAUUAGUGUUUUUAGUUUAUCUUCAUGUGGACAUAUUUAUUGUAAAGAGUAAUAUAAUAAUUAUAUAAAUUAGAUGUUUUAGUGAAACAGUAAUUAAACUUAAAAAUUGUCCAUCUUGUCGUACUAAAUUAACAAUAUAAGAUUUAAUUGAAGUUGUUGUAGAAAAUGAAAAUGUAUUUGAAGAAUUAUAAAGUUUAUAAUUUGGACUUAGUUCAAAAUUAGAAGCUGUUAUUAAAGAAACUAAAGUGAUUAAAUAAAAAAAGGAAAAGGUUCUUAUUUUUACUUAAUGGAUUGAAAUGAUUGGAUUAUUAGAAAAUCUAUUUAAAGAAAAUGGAAUUAUUGCUUAUCGUAUUACUGGUUAAAUGACAGUGGAUAAAAGAGAAAAAAUAAUUAAAAAUUUUAAAGAAUAAUAAAAUGUUACAGCACUUAUAUUAUCUUUAAGAGCAACAUCAACAGGAUUAAAUUUAACUAUGGCUAGUAAUGUUUUUUUAGUAGAUCCAUGGUGGAAUGUAAAAUUAAUAUAAUAUAUUAUUUAGCCAGCAAUUGAAGAUUAAGCUAUAGGUAGAGCUGAUAGAAUUGGAUAAUAAAAUCAAGUUAAAGUAGUCAGAUUUUUAUGUAGAAACACAAUUGAAUAAUAAAUAAAUUUAUUGCAUCAAAAGAAGAAAUUCUAUAUUAAAAGAGCACUUAGUAAUAAUCAAUAAAAGGAAUAAGAAUUUGAAGAUUUCAAAUUUUUAUUAUUUUAAGAAUGA